Penaeus chinensis is the source of this 1466-nucleotide messenger RNA. Its product is annotated as relaxin receptor 1-like. The coding region runs from base 444 to 1436 and encodes 330 amino acids. Gene Ontology annotation, cellular component: extracellular matrix. The record is from RefSeq and is a predicted model, not a curated record. Gene Ontology annotation, molecular function: protein binding. The transcript is spliced from 12 exons. NCBI's taxonomy places the organism in Eukaryota, Metazoa, Arthropoda, Malacostraca, Decapoda, Penaeidae.
GUGGAAGAAACUGUUGAAUUCCGUUGUGAUUUUUUUUUUCUAGUUUUUUUUUUUUUCCCGAAAUGGAAGGAUUAACAUUAAUAUAUUAUUUGUUUUUAUUUCUAUAUAUAUGAUGUUUUCCGGAUUCGUUCAUUUCGAAGGACUUUGUUGAAAUAUAUCAAAAUCAGCAACAUGAAAUUGAGGAAAAUAUCGUGCUUGAUAUCCUAAUAGAAAAAAAUAAAAUAUUUGAAGAGAUUUGAAGGCUGUACUAUGGAUGAAUUCGAGAGCUCUUGAUUCAUAGACAUUUUUGAUAAAGCUGAAAUAGUUGCAAUAAAACCAAAUUAUGAUGAAAAUGGACUAAAUAUUAAAAAAAAAAAAAAAAAAAAAAAAACACAAGGAGUGAUACCUAUUCUUAUCUACAAAAAGUUUUCAAAGAUCGGGCUUUCCAGCAACACUACAGAAGAAUGCCCAGAACGGUACAGCUCUGCCUUGUUCAGUGUUGCCUCGUCCAGUUCCUCUCGGUGCUCGUGCUGUGCCAGCCCACGGCAGUACUCGACGCGGGCGAGGGAGGCGACUGCGCCCUCGGCUGGUUCCCUUGCGUGUCCGUGGGUCGGUGCGUCGAGAGGAGGUUCAUCUGCGACGGCUUCGCGGACUGCGUGGACGCCAGCGACGAGUGGAACUGCACCGAUUAUCACGUCGACGACUUCGUUGAUAUGCUGUACCGCAAACGCCCGGACGAAGACUCCGAGAAGCGAAUCGGACAGUGCGAGUUGGAAGAUCCGCCGCCGCAGUGCAGGUGCGCGGACUUCAGCCUUUUCUGCGAGUCCCGAGGGCUCAAAGCGCUUCCGAAGCCCGUCCCUGGCUCUGCGGAAUAUUUAGACAUCUCGGGAAAUACGAUAGAUGUUCUAGAUUCUUCCAGCUUCUCCCCGCUGCCGGAACUGAGGGUCCUUGUCGUGAUCCAUGCGGGCGUGACGGCGCUUCGCAAGGGCGUCUUCUCAUCCAUGGGCGAGAUUGAAGAAAUACACCUGACGGGGAACAACCUCGUUACUCUGGAGAACGGCACGAUGGACGGCACGAGAUCGCUCUCCCACCUCCAGCUGAGCAGCAACAACAUCUCCACAAUACCCGACGGAUUCUUCCACCAAAACGUCCGACUCACGAGGCUUGAGCUCAACGACAAUAACCUGACAGAGAUUCGCCCGGCUAUGUUCUACGGUCUAGUCAGCUUAUUGAACUUAUACAUUGAGCGCAAUAAAUUGGAGUACCUCCCGGGGGGCGUGUUCUCCUCGAUGCCCAGAUUGCAGUUCCUAUACCUGGGAGCCAACCGCCUGCGCACCAUCGCUCCGGGAACAUUUAAUGGCCUUUUCUACCUCCAUUUGCUGUCCCUGGAGAGGAACGAACUGCGAAACCUCGAUAACGGAACCUUCGAAGGGCUGGAAUCCGUGAAGACGCUGUGAGUAUCAAGGCCACGUGACACUCCCCCUCCC